This is a messenger RNA of Phaedon cochleariae (mustard beetle), 2126 nucleotides long. The record is from the annotation of a GenBank genome assembly. Lineage: Eukaryota; Metazoa; Arthropoda; Insecta; Coleoptera; Chrysomelidae.
UUGUCUACAAGUGGACAAUAAUUAUUAUUAAUUGCUAUUAGUCAUGACAUGCCACGAAUUAUUUCUAUACACAGUUUCGGGUCGUUCAGAAGCAUGUUGAAAUAUAUUACUCUCGCCACGCAAUUAUUUUUCAUAAUGUGUGAUUCGAAACUUGAACCCCUGCCAAGAAAUCAAAUGAAAAUCAGAAAAUCUCUAUCGCAGUGUAUAACUGAAACAAGUAAACGAUUUUUCAACAAAGAAUUCGAAACAGUAACUUUUUCCAUACCCCUAGCUGAACCAAAACGGUUGUCUCCAAUUGCUCUAGACGUCUUUACUUUGCCAGAAUUGAGCAAACUUGAAAAUGCAGACAUCAUGAUAAUAAGAUUGGGUUCACUCAAGAAGACAUGGGAGAAAAUCAAAACGAUCAUAAUACAUUUCCGGAAUAAGGAAGAUAUGCUUGAUCAUCUGACAAAGCUCAAAGAAAACAAAUUGCUGAAUUCUUACGCGAAAUAUCUACUGGUGUCUACAGUUGUAUUCGGAGAGCCAUUUCAUGUAGCAGAGAUAGUUUCGAAAUAUAUGUGGACCGAAAACGUUAUCAACUUCGUGGUCAUGAUUGCCAAUCCGAUAAACACCACGCAGUUCAUCGUGUACACUUGGAAUCCAUACAGCAAUAACUGCGGUACUGAUUUUUCCCGUAGCACUCAUUCCACCGAUUAUUGUUCUUAUGGAAAAAUACAAAGUGAUAGAGAUUGGUUUGGUGACAAGAUUCCCAAAAAAUUAUCAAAUUGUACUGUAAAAGCUAAAUAUUGGGAUUUUCCUCCGUACGUCACAACAAUAAGGAACAAAUUAAGUGGUAUCGAAAUAAAUAUUCUGGAAAUAAUCGGAAAUCAAUUGAAUUUGAAAUUGUCGUUCAAUCCAGCAAUCAAGAUUAAUAAAAACACCGUGUCAGAAAGGCACAAUGCGGGAGAAAACCUAUCAUUUUUGAAAAGCAAUGAUACAGAUAUAUUUUUUGGAGGUGUCCCUAGAACUACCAAGAUUUCUCGUUUUUUUCCAACCAGCCGGUCACACAUGCAAGACACUUUGAUAUGGUGCGUUCCUAACGAACCAUUAAAGAACGACUUGGAGAAUUUCAUAACAGUAAUCAGCUACAAAGCCUUAUUUGUGACAUUGCUGUUUCAUAUUGUUACGAGUUUCUUCAUUUGGUUCUUGAGUAAAAAGACAAACAAAGAAACUUCCUCAUAUAAAAACUUCUUCGAGGUAUAUUUCAAUACAUUCGGGCUACUAGCUGGGUCCAGUGUCCCUAAGCAACCGCAAACAGUCAAAGUUAGAUAUUUCUUAAUUCUUCUCUUAUUUUUCAGCUUCAUAUUAGAUAGUUAUUAUAACAGCUUAUUAACAAGGAAUAUAACCAGACCGCAAUUCAAAGAGAAGUACACCUCAAUGAAAGAUAUAUAUGACAACAAUUUAAAAACGUACUUCAUACCUGAACAAAAAACAUAUUUCAAAGCCGAUAUAUUUGCCGUACCUUUGAAUGAAAUAAUGCAAAAGUGGAGAGACUGUUUUGAUAUCAGAGUUUGUUUGAAGUAUGUUUCUGAGGAUAUGGACUCGUCGAUAUGCCUUACUAAACUAUUCAAAAGCCUCAUCUUGAGUAACCAUACAUUGGAUAGUAUAUAUUGCAUGGAAGCUGAUGGAAUUAGCUAUCCAGUGACAAUGGUUAUGAGAGAGGGAUUUCCGUUUUAUCAAAGAUUCGAUGAUAUUAUAAAAAGGAUGAUUGCUGGUGGAUUCAUUGUGAAAUGGGAGAAUGACUUCGUUAAAGAAAUACACAAACCUUUGCAUCAUACGACCACUGGUCGAAUACAUUUUAAAAACUUACUACCGGUCUUUCAAAUCUACUUUAUAGCGUCAGCUGCAGCUACGUUAAUAUUCGUGGUGGAGAAGUUAUGCUACAACCCACAUUAGGGUCGAGUAGAUAAAAGAAAGAAACAUCGAUAUUACGAACACUAGAUUAAUCCUUAUGAAAUAACGCAUUAUUUGGAUGUUGAAUCAGUUUUCAUAAUUUACAUUUUUUGUUAGCACUAAUUCAACUAGUGUUCAGGGUGAUUUGUCAAUACACAUAUGUACAAACAAAAAUGUACUAAUCAAUAAAAUUU